Molecule: messenger RNA, 4145 nt
Organism: Oreochromis aureus
Lineage: Eukaryota; Metazoa; Chordata; Actinopteri; Cichliformes; Cichlidae
Gene: igfn1.4
Product: immunoglobulin like and fibronectin type III domain containing 1, tandem duplicate 4
Exons: 25
Coding region: 164-3865 (1233 amino acids)
Molecular function (GO): protein binding
Source: RefSeq, a predicted model, not a curated record
GCAGGCACCGUGUCUGACAACGUGGGAGCUUGUCGCAGAGUCAUUGGCAUUCCUGUAAGGAUUUAAUAGCUUGUAGACCAGGGAGGCAACACUCGAAUAUCAGCCAGUGAAGCAGCACCACUGAACAGGAUCACAGGAGUACUGUGGAAUCAAAAGACCCGAGAUGAUUAGAAAAUCAAAACUGACAGAUGGGACAGCCGCUGGCCAAGUUGGGAUCAAGAAAAAAUCUAAGGUCCCUGGAGUGAUGAUUACACAGUUUAUCGAGACGCUGCCAGAGGGAAAGAGCCAUCCAGACUUCACCCGCAAGCCAAUUGCUUUGACCAUCCAAGAGGGGAAAUUUGCUUUCUUUAAAGCUAUUGUCAUUGGAGACCCAACGCCAACUGUAACAUGGAGCAGAAAUAACGGAGAUGUGUCUGAUACUUCCCGGUACCAGAGUAAAUACGAUCCCACUUCCAAUGAGCACACAUUUGAGAUGCCAAAUGUUGCCCCAGAUCAAGCAGAUACCUACAAAUGCUUUGCCACAAAUGAAUAUGGACAAGCCAUGGUCACAGUUGUUUUAAAUGUGAUUGAAGUGGGUUAUAAAAAGAACAAAGCCCAACAGCAAGCAGCUGAUGCAAUAGCAGGGGAUUUUAAGACUGUUCUAAAAAGGAAAAGCAAGGUUCGUCCCAAAUUUGAGCAACCUGAGAAAAAAGACGGAGAAAUAGAUCCAAAAUUUUGGGAGCUUUUACUUAGUGCUGACAAGAAAGAUUAUGAGAGAAUCUGUGCAGAGUUUGGAGUAACUGACUAUCGUUGGAUGCUCAAGAAAUUAAACGAAAUGAAGAAAGAAAGGGAGGAAGAACAAGCACAGUUCGUCAAAAGCCUCUCUAAUCUGAGACCUAUUCAGGUCAAUGCAGAUGGCACUGCAUCCUUUGAGAUAGACAUGGACCUCAUUGACCAAAGCAGCUCUAUAUACCUGUACAAGGAUGGUGAAAUGAUCCCUUACACAAAAGAACUGGGUGAUAAGCUCAAGCACAGCCUUAAGCAAAUUGGAAAAAGGUACAUUUUUAGCAUGAGAGACCUAAUGCCAGAGGAUGCCGGGCUGUACCAGUUGGAUGUUGAGGAUGUCAAUAUGUUUUCCACUGAUUUUAAAAUCCCCAUGGUGGAUUUCUUGGUGAAGAUUCAGGAAGUAAAGGCAAAAGAGAGAGAAGAUGCCAUAUUUGAGUGUGUCUUGUCAAACCCCUUUUCCAAGAUUUUGUGGUUUGGCAAAAAUAUGCCACUGGAACAGGGAGAUAAAUAUGACAUUGAGGUUUCAGAAGACAAGCUCAUUCACAGGCUGGUGGUUAAAGACUGCAUGGUGGCAGAUAAAGGAAUUUAUUGUGCCUGUGCAGGGAUAAAAUCUUGCAGUGCUUGGCUUGUCAUUGAAGCUGAUAAAGAUGCACAAAAGGGUAAAAAGACAGCAAGGAAAACAACAAGGGCAGGGGGAUCUGGGCAGGAUUUACAGAAAAUUGCCAAAGAGCAACAAGCAAAACUAGAAAAGGAGAAAGAGGAAAGAAAAGAGCAAAUUAAAGCUUCUGAAGAGGCUGCACCUCCACCUGCUGCACCCACUAACACUCCAGUUGUGGCUGGAUCUACAGUUUCCAAACCAAGAGUGGUAAAUGAACCAACAAUUACAGGUUCACAUCCACCAGUUGUGGAGGCAACAACCACUGGUUCUUCAGAUGAAACAUCAAAACGAGAAGCUGCCACAGACGUCAGGAGUGGCCACUCACCUGAGGAAACCAGUGGUGGUGAAAUGCUAAAUCAACCACUUGCACAUGCAGAGCCUGGAAUUACCUCUGGACUUUCUAAUAUUUAUGCCCUUCGAGGAAAAUCAGCUGAAUUGCAAGUGAAGAUGAACAUUGACAGUGAUGCCACCUGGUUCAAAGAUGGAAAGCAGUUAAACUCAGGUGCUGGGAUCACCAUAACCAAAGAUGGAAAUUCUCAUGAGCUAAGAAUUCAAAGCUGCAGUGAUGACAGCUCUGGAGUUUAUCAGUUUACAUCAGGGGAACACAGCACACAAGGGAAGGUUACGGUUGGAGAUGUACCUGAAUUUGAUCCAGAUGACCUUCACAAGUUCUCCAAACCUGUGAUAGUAAGAGCGGGACAAAAUGCUGCUUUCAAGAUGCCCUUUCCUCCUCAGGAGUCUUUGGAGGUCAACUGGUUCAAGGAUGGCACUGAGCUCAAAGAUGGAGGAGGAGUUAACAUUGUGAGGGAGCGCAAUCACAGCCGCCUGUUGUUCAGAGACUGCCUGCGGAUAGACACAGGGGAAAUAAAGAUCCAGCUGAAAAACCCAUUUGGAGCCAUAGAGGCCACAUCUGAGCUUAUUGUGCUUGAUCGACCCGGUCCACCAGAGGGUCCAGUGAAGACGGUUGAAACUACCUCAUCAAUAAUUGAGAUUAAAUGGAACCCUCCCAAAGACGAUGGCGGAUCUGCUGUAACCAACUACAUUAUAGAACGGCAGCAGACAGGACAGAGUCUGUGGACAAAACUUGGAGACGUCUCAGCGGACAAGACCUCCUUCAGAGACAGGAAUGUGACACAUGGAAAGAAAUACAACUAUCGCAUCUGUGCAGAAAACCCUGAGGGUAUUAGUGAUGCCCUGGAGACAGCUGAAAGCAUAAUGGCUGGCAUAAUGAUACUCGCAGGUCCUCCUGGUGCUCCUAAAGUGGUAAGUGCCUCAAAAACCUGUAUCAACUUGACCUGGACCCCUCCAGAGGAUGACAAAGGAGUGCCGAUCAUUGGGUACCAAGUAGAGAAACGAAAGAAGGACACAAAUCAGUGGAUUCCCCUAAAUGCAGUUAAUGAACCUAUUGAAGACAUAAAGUACGCAGUCAAAUACAUCUCUGAGGGUUCAGAGUACGAGUUCAGGGUUACAGCAAUCAAUGAGUCAGGAUCUGGAGAUCCAAGCCCUCCAUCUGCGAUGGUGUGUGCAAAGAAUCCCAACAUGAGACCUUGUUUUAAGGAUCCAGAGGACUUCAUUGUUGUCAGAGCAGGAAAUUCUGCUCGUGUCAAAAUUUGCUUUGAGGCUGAACCUCCACCUCAGAUCACUUGGCUGAAGGAUGACGAGCAAAUAUCUGCGUGGAUUAAUAUCAUAAAUACAGAGGGAACAUCUCAACUUGUUAUUCCCAAUUCAAAGCGCUCAGAUUCAGCAAUCUACACUAUUAAAGCCAAAAACUCUGUGGGUGAGGCUUCAUUUGACAUUGACCUUAGAGUCACAGAUGAACCCAAGGCUCCAGGGCCUGUGGAACUAGAGCAAACAGUACAUGGAAAGCUAGUGAUAUCAUGGGCUCCCUCACCAGACCAGGAGCUUGAUGACCGCCUGUGCUACAUGGUUUCUCAACAUGACUCCCUCAAUAGAGUUUGGAAAACUAUAGCAGACCGUCUAUUCACUAACACAUACACAGCUAGCAACAUCCUUCCUGGGAUAGAGUACCAUUUUCGAAUCUAUGCCAAGAAUGAUAUGGGACUGUCAGAUCCAUCUCCAUCACCUACAUGGGGCAUCAACAUCAAUAAAGUUCCAGUAACUUCAAAUGGAGUUAUUUCUGCAGAGGUCUCCUUCGAGAGACCUCCAUCUAUCUUGGUCCCUUUGAAAGUCCACACACCACCUAAAGGUUACCAACUCUUUAUGACAUGUGCCGUUAGAGGAUAUCCCACCCCAACUGUAUCCUGGUACCUGAACGACAUCUGCAUCAACUCAGACAAUAACUACUACAUCACCAACUCUUUUGGUGUCUGCUCCCUGUAUAUUCUCCGUGUUCGGCCGAAGGACAGUGGGGAAUAUAAGGUAGUCGCAGUUAACUCUUUUGGCAAGGCAGAGUGUUCCGCUAAAAUUUUUGUCAGAGAUUAAUUGGCAACAAACCUUUGUGGAGCUUUUCUUCUUACUGGGGUCCUGUGGAAAAUACAGAAAUAAAAUGAAUGGAUGUUUUGGUUUGCUAUAUAACAGAAAUAAUAUACUUUCAAUACAAAGUGUGAGAAGAAAAAAAAGAGCUUUUAGUGCAAACUCAUUUGAUGUGUCUGAAGUGCAAUAUUUACAAUUGUUACCCUGUCACUGGUAAUAAUAACUAUUAAAAUGAGUGAAGUGGCAAUCUUCAGUAUAAAAACAUCUGUCAAAUUGUAACCGCAAUAAA